This is a messenger RNA of Microdochium trichocladiopsis, 1824 nucleotides long. Its product is annotated as amino acid permease/ SLC12A domain-containing protein. The transcript has a single exon. NCBI's taxonomy places the organism in Eukaryota, Fungi, Ascomycota, Sordariomycetes, Xylariales, Microdochiaceae. The record is from RefSeq and is a predicted model, not a curated record. Gene Ontology annotation, cellular component: membrane. Gene Ontology annotation, molecular function: amino acid transmembrane transporter activity. Gene Ontology annotation, biological process: amino acid transmembrane transport. The coding region runs from base 18 to 1676 and encodes 552 amino acids.
CACAGAUUAUCACCACCAUGGCAGCAGACAUCGAGACGGCCGAGAAACAAGACCUUCAUGCAGCUACGGCUGAUCAAGACGACGACCUGGCCGGUAACCUCAAACAGUCCCACGAGAUCCGACACAAUGGCACGCUUGAUCGCAAGCUCAAGUCUCGUCAUGUUCAGUUCCUUGCACUCUCAGGUGCCAUCGGCACGGGUCUAUUUGUUGGCAGCGGGCAAAUGAUCUCCCUCGCCGGGCCGUUAUCGACAGUCCUGGCUUACGCCAUCACCGGCUUCAAUCUGUACUGCGUCAUCAACAGCCUUGGUGAGAUGGCAACCUACUUACCCCUGCCGGGAGCCGUCCCCGUGUACGCAACCCGCUAUGUAGACGAGGCACUCGGUUUCGCCCUCGGAUGGAAUUACUGGUACCAACUAGCCAUCGGGGUCCCCAUCGAGGUAACGGUCGCCUGCGUCAUCGUCGACUUCUGGUCCACGGACGUGAUGCCACGCUCGGCUCUCAUCUCCCUCUUUCUAUGGCCCAUGGUUCUCGUCAACUGCCUGCCCGUGCGCGUGUACGGCGAAGCCGAAUUUGUCUUUGGGGCAAUCAAGCUCACCACCAUCAUCGGGUUGAUACUUCUCAUGUUCAUAAUCACCCUUGGCGGCUCUCCGAGCGGCGAUCGAAUUGGAUUUCGGUACUGGGUGAGUCCCGGGCCGAUGAAUGAGUACCUCGUCUCGGGCCCGACUGGACGCUUCCUCGCAUUCUGGAAGGUCUUCACACAAGCCACCUUUGCGUAUGGGGGCUCCGAGAUGGUCGUCAUCGCCUCGGGAGAGACCGAGAACCCGCGGCGCAACAUCCCGCGCGCAGUGCGCCGCGUCUUCUGGCGCAUCACAAUCUUCUACGUGCUCGCCAUCUUCCUCGUCACUCUGUGCGUCUCCUCCGCCGACCCAGGCCUGCUCAACGCGAUCACCACAUCAGCCCCCGGGGCCGCAGCAUCUCCUUUCGUCAUCGCCAUCAAGAACGCCGGCAUCUCCACGCUGCCGUCCAUCAUCAACGCCGUGGUCCUGUCGUCGGCCUGGUCCGCGGGCAACUCAUUCUUCUACGCGUCCACGCGCGUGCUCUACUCGGCCGCGCUGGACGGCAAGACGCCGCGCGUGCUGCGCUACGAAAAGUUCGGCGUUCCCCUGGCCUGCGUCGGCGCGACCUCCCUGCUGGGCCUGCUCGCGUACAUGAACGUCAGCAACUCCGGGCAGGACGUCUUCUUCUGGUUCUCCAACGUGUCUGCCGUGUCGACGCUGAUCGUCUGGGCCGCGACGUGCAUCGUGUAUCUGCGCUUCCACGCGGGCCUGCGGUACAACGGCAUCUCGAGGGACGCGGAUAUCCCCUGGAAGUCGCCGCUGCAGCCGUACCUGGCGUGGUUCGCGAUUUGCUUCUGCUUGCUGGUGGCCCUGACCAACGGGUUCGAUGCGUUCUUCCCGGGUAAGUUCAGCGCCAAGACGUUUGUCCCGCCGUACGUGAACAUCCCGAUAUUCGCGGCGCUGUUCCUGGGCUACAAGUUUACCAAGGGGACGAGGUUUGUCAAGGCCAGCGAGAUGGAUCUGUGGAGUGGCAAGGCAGAGGUUGACGCGCUGGAAGGGACGUGGCCGGAGGUUAAGCCGAGGAACUUUCUUGAGAGAGUCUGGUUCUGGAUUGCGUAACUUGGACUUUCAAGUUCUCGGGACUCGGCCACAGUUACUCCAUGUUCUCGAAACUCGGUCGCGUUCACUCGACAGGCAGUUGCAUCAAGAAUGCUCGCAUGGUACACCCACAAGCUGGUAUUGAGCCACGGAAGGCCAGGCUGCUAGC